CGAAAUUUCAUUCAUUAUACGUUGUAAAAACAAACUCGGCGCUCAUAUUUCACGAGAUUAGUCGUACAGGAUGAGGUUGUGAUAACAAUAAAUCAGUUACGCGAUUACUUGUAUAAUAUUGAUAAUGAACUCGGAGAUAUUUUUCUAAAUGGAUAAAAAAUUAUUACACCAUUUUUAAAGAUCAGACAAUUUAGUGCUUCGGAAACAGCUGACUUGCAUCUGGUCUGACCGGGUGGUGGGGUAAUAUCGUUUGGGGCAGAGUCUACAUGAGGAACUGCACAGACUGCAGCGCGGUGAUCAAUUUGAAUCUACAUCAACAGGUUAUCCGCCCUGUGAGAGUCAUUUAUUUAACACCAUUCCUGCCAUGUGUGCUUUUCGAUACAGAUUUGCAGUCGACAGACUGGAAAUUGUAUCAUUAGUUGGCUCGGUAUAGAUUUUCAGCAGUUACCAGCUGUGAGAAAUUCUCCACCCCACUGGUAUUGCAGUGCUAAUUAUCCUGUGAACAUUUUGGCAGAAGUGGCAGGUCAAUCAAUCACCUGUUUUCAUCAAGCCGAAAUUUCCGCUUUAAGGACAUGCUAGGAAACAGUAGGGUUUCCUUUGGAUCAUUAAAAACGCAUUAAGCCAAGAAAUCCCUCGACAGUUGACAAGGCAACAGAUAUUUAAUUAAAAAUAUUAUUAUCCAUAUCGACCAUUGAUCAUAUAAGUGAACUGCAGACUGCUUGACUAGAAACUGGACAAUUUUUCUUUUUUGUCGGGUUAACAUCGUCGAAGCGACAGAAGGCCCAAGACUAAUCGGUUCAUUCGGCAGUGUCGCUCGCUCAAAGAAAAACCACUUGAUGUUGAAGAGUGAGAUUAAGCUAAGCAAACUCGACAUCCAUCUCUGUCAAUCCUUAAAGAUAGAACAACCAGCAUAAACAAAACAUGGAAUAUCUACGUUGAGUGCUCAGCAGUCUUCCCUGGCAUCUUUGGCUCUUAUUUGGUUCAGGGUAUACGGAGAGCCAACCAAACCCUUAAGUUCAGACCUCUAAAAACCGAAAUGUGAUUUCACCAGAUAACAAGAAUUUACGAUGCUUUUAUCCAGGAUGGUCAAGUUCAACCAUAAAAUGUGCCAUUCGAGGAUCCACGUAGUACGUGAUGCAACUCUCGCGAAAUUAUAUUAUAACACAAACUUGACGUACCGUGAUUAAUAUUUAACCUCAGGCGAUAAAGUCAAAAUUUGCACGAUGAGCUCCGUGAAAAGAACAGCGACCGCCAAAGGCGGCAGUGCACGUCGCAUGGGCCAUGUGCUAAUCGGCUCUUCCCCAAGUGUGAGGAAUCUAUCUCCAGGAAACAUCGGACGAGACAGCAAUACCGGUUCCCCUCUCCACGCCAGGUCCAAGUAUGAAUUGAGAAGUGUCAGCUUUGAGGGAUCCAACAGGGUGCUGCCAUGGACAACGCGAUCACCAGCCACCGACACCGUUUCACGGAGGGGCGUCUUUUCGAGGCGAUACUAUGGCAGCAUCGAAAUGUUGCCGCAGGUCGAGCAGGACGGCUUGGAAAACGGACGGAGAUUUCGAGUUGAAAAUGGCGACUCUCUUGGAGAAAAGGAAGAGAUGUUCGGAUCGCCCAGUACGCCGGUACUCGAAAAUCCGGAGAACCAGACUCGAUGGUACUUCAAGUAUUUUCUUGGAAAGCUUCACCAGAAUUACGUUGGGUCGGAUCAAGAGAGAAGUCCCAUCUUCCUUUCGGUUGUCCUUAGCGAAGGAGCCGGAGAUCGCUGCGUUCCGCAUUACAGAGCUAUUCUAUGGAGGCGAACAGGAGCGCAGAAAAUAUCUCUACCUUACAUGGCAAACAAACCUAUGACGGUCAAGCAAAUUUUAAGCAAUUUUCCGGGGAUGGACAGACUGGACAAAGGACCACGUGAGAUAUUUUCUCCGGACAUACAAAAAGAUUUGUUACUGUUGGAGGAGCAAGAAGGUUCUGUAAAUUUCAAGUUUGGCGUUGUCUAUGCUAAGGAGGGUCAGACGACAGACGACGAGAUGCUGUCCAACGAAAAAGGGAGCUCCGAUUUCAACCGGUUUUUAGAUCUACUUGGCGAAAGGAUUCGAUUGAAAGGCUGGGACAAGUACAGGGGUGGUCUGGAUGUCAAGGGUGACAUGACGGGCAAGGAAAGCGUCUACACUGUCUACGCGGGACAUGAAGUGAUGUUUCACGUCAGCACGAUGCUACCGCACUCCAAGGACAAUCCUCAACAACUCGAACGUAAACGGCACAUCGGAAAUGACAUAGUCAACGUUAUUUAUACCGAUGAUCCUACUGCACUUGACUCCUUCAAUCCAAACUGCAUCAAAAGCCAGUUCACCCACGUAUUUGCAAUAGUGAGCAGCGAUAGUAGCGGAUGGAGAGUCGCGGUUUACUGCGACGAAUGUGUUCCCCUUUUUGGACCUAGUUUACCCUGCCCUCCAGUCUUCAACGAUCCGCACACCUUCAGGGAGUUUCUCUUGGUGAAGCUCAUCAACGGGGAAAAGGCGACGUUCAACACUCCCACGUUUUCCCAAAAGAGAGAAAGGACUCUGGACAUGUUGAUCAGGGACCUCUACCAGGAACACGUUCAGGACACCAAGGGCAGCAAUAUGCUGAACCGACGUGCCCUUUCCGACGUUGUCGAGGCGCCGGGACGACGGCGUGAAGAGACACGUGCCGUCGAAAUGGUUCGCGUCGGACAGGCUUACAAACUCGAAGCCAUAGUCAGAGGCCUCGCACCGACGUCAAUGGCCACGGCUGGUCCCUUCAAGCCGAGUCCUUGGGAGCCCCUUUGCGUCUACCCGGAUUUCCCGCAGGACAUCAUCUGCGGAGAUUCAUGGUCACAGAAGAACAGAAUGGUUCUGUCUACCGAAUUUGGGACGUUUCUCAUAGAAGACGGUCUUUCGCAUAGACUAAUAUUCGACAAGUCGGUCCAGAUAAAACAAUUAGACGUGGUGGAACAACACGGCAUCCUGCUAAUUAGAGCCGGUGAUCGUGGGAGGGAUAGCAAAAUCCACGUGUUUCGACUGAGCGAGUUCGAUGCGGAGGCUGGAGACGCAUUGCCGAAGACGAGGUCACACUCUAAGGAGAAAAAGCUGGAACGCACCAGAGGAUGCCACAUAUAUUCCCUUACUCGACCGGGUGGCUCGCAUCUGCGAAUGUGUGCCGCCAUAGGGCGUCGACUAGUCGUUAUGCAGUGGAAGCACAGCGCUGCUUGGACCGCUUGGUGCCCAGCAUCCGACACCGACACCGUCGACGGUUUCGUCUUCGUCAAAGAAUUGACGGCCAGCGAAGUUCCCAGCUUCGUGACCAUCGUCGAGGGGGCAAUGGGAUGUGGUGAUUGGGCACUCUGCUGUGCUCUGCGACAUAAUUUCGAGCUCAUCUCAGCGGAGGGUGCAUCAAGAAUACUAUCCGUCGAGACAAGCAACAAGCCCCAUCUCGUCGCUGCUCUGGAUCUUCGAGAAGACGAGGAGCCGGAACUGCUUCUGUGCUACAAUAAUACAUGCCAUUUCCAAAAACUGAUGGACGAAAGCAUGGCUUCGACAGCGUUCGAUUUUCAUUGGAAUUCCGUACCGACGGCAGUUGUAUGUGCAUUUCCAUACGUAAUCGCUUUCACUUCGGAUACGAUGGAGAUCAGAUUGAUUAUCAAUGGAAAUCUUGUACACACAAUGGUGAUGCCGAAUUUAAAUUUAAUAUCCUCGAAGAAUGACAUAUUCUUCGCAACCACGGCCCCGGAAUUCUUUUCCACCCGCACCGAGAGGAUCCACUUUGAUGGAAAGAUGGAUAAAGACGACAGGAACAACAGCCCGCCAGCAUCGCCCCAUUCCGCCCCUGUUUCAGCCUCACCCGAAGCUAAGCCGAUGAGGAUCUACAAGAUCCCUCUCAGCACCCUCUCGGGAACAACGGUUACUACCUGCGAAAGGCGAUGCCCGAGUCCUGCAGAGCCGGAUUUAGUAUCCGCACCACCCUCUGGGGAUGCCAACUUUCUUACGGUCGACUCUAGCCGAGCUUUAAGUAGAUCGUGCAGCAGCAGUCCGACGCCUGGUCACGUACCCUGCUUGCCGGGCAUCGGAAUGAAUAAGUAACUUCGUGAUACAAAACGGCGACGAAUCAGUUGAAAUUAAUUUUUCUUUACUUGACGAAAAAAAAAAAAAAAAAUUAAAACAAAAAAAAACACAGAAAUUAAGAUUUUUACAAACGAUUGAAUCGCCAAUGCCUCAAUUCCACUGAGCCCACGUUGGGGCAUUAGCUUCAAGCAUGAUAACAUAUAAACAUAUUAUAGAUAAUAUAUAAAUAUAUACCGUAUAAAUAAUAUAUAAUAUAUACAUUUAUAAAUAGUGCUUAAAAAAAAUUAUAUGAAAGAAUUUUAUUUGUGUGUUGAAUCUCUGCAUGCAAAUUUCGUACGUACCUUUAAUCUUUAUAGUAUUAUUAAUAUAUUAUGAGACACGUGAUUGUACACGUCUUUAUUAAACGUCUUCUCUUCUGUGAUACGGCGAUACAGCUAUUUUAAAACUUGAAAAACGUAUAUUAACAAUAGGAAUAUAUUACAGUUAUACGGUUAAUAAUAUAAAAAAUAAUAAUUAAUAUUAUUAAGAGAAUAAUAAUAAUAUUAACAAUAAUAUGUAUAUCGAUAAUGGCAAAAACUGUAUAUAAUUUAACUUGUGCAUACUCCACGCACAUCCAUUAUUCUCGAUUAAUAUUCAUGUGAUACGCAAAUGCCAUUUCCUAAAUAAUAUGUAGAAUACAAGAAACGAGCAGGAUCAUUCUUUAUGUUACCGAUCCACGUAGGACGUAGAUUCGCUAGAAAAAUUACAUUAUAGACAGAUAUUUGAUAAUGUAUCAUAUUUUAUUUCAGAAUACCGCUACAUCUUAAGUAACCUCGUAUAACGUUAUAGAUGUAUAAAUAUAGUUUAGUGUACUAUUAUUGUCUAGUCCGUGACGAUACCUGCAUCUACUGUCUCUACUAUGAUUUUUACUAUAAAAAAUCCAUAGACGCAUAAGCACAAGUAUUUAUACAUGUACAUACAUUUCAGGCGCGUUAGAUUAGUGGUAAAUUUUUAAUUUGCCGGCCUGUUAUGUAAUUUUUAACUAGCAUGACUGAGUCAUAAGAUAGUUGAUUGAUAGUGGUAAAUAAAACUAAAAAUGAAUGUUCAUCGGAAAUGAUAAUUCUCACAUUGAAAUGCAUUACCUGUAAGUUUCACAUCGGGAAAGAAAAUUAUGCUGCGAGACCUAUCGUGCUAUUAUAGCAGUAAAGUGAGUUUCUUUAA
Messenger RNA from Diprion similis, 5270 nucleotides. Its product is annotated as GTPase-activating Rap/Ran-GAP domain-like protein 3. Gene Ontology annotation, molecular function: GTPase activator activity. The coding region runs from base 1224 to 4088 and encodes 954 amino acids. Gene Ontology annotation, cellular component: cytoplasm. The transcript has 17 exons. Lineage: Eukaryota; Metazoa; Arthropoda; Insecta; Hymenoptera; Diprionidae. Gene Ontology annotation, biological process: activation of GTPase activity; regulation of small GTPase mediated signal transduction. The record is from RefSeq and is a predicted model, not a curated record.